Messenger RNA from Darwinula stevensoni, 4484 nucleotides. The record is from the annotation of a GenBank genome assembly. NCBI's taxonomy places the organism in Eukaryota, Metazoa, Arthropoda, Ostracoda, Podocopida, Darwinulidae.
CUUUCAUUAGGCAUAGAGAUUCAUUUUCAGUCAAACAUGGUCUUCAUGUAAACUGUGUACAAAAAUGAACUGGAAAAUGUCUGGCAAGUAGGCAUAUGGAAGAAAUAGAAUCAAGCCAAAAGCAAAACACCCCAACCCUGGAGGAUAGUGAGGAUGGGUUUUCCAAAGUUCAUAGAAGUUCCUCCUUUGGUGGAAUCAUGUCUGGUCAAAGAAGACUGUCUAAAGAAUCCUUAGUAUCCUGUUCUGAGACAGAUGCAUCAAGGCGUGCAACAUGGUCUCACGGAGUUCUUGGGCAAGGCUACCAGACUGGAGGAAAAUCAAAGCCAUUCCUGACACUAUCUUCACGAAGCUCUUCAGGGAAAGUCUUGUGCAUGCCACAUCCAAUGCGAACCACAUUGGUUGCCCAAGCUCUUAUUCAGGCUCUUAACAAGUGUGUUAGGGUUCUGGAACAUGAGGCAUCCCAGCUUCGGCAGAAUCUUGACAGUGCUUCAGUCCAUUCUCAUCAGCAAUUGAAAACCUGUGAGAGACACCUCAAGCACUUAGAGUAUCAAGUGAGCCAUCUGGAGGACCUACAGGACCAGUAUCACCUACAUCAGAAGCUAAGAGAUGGCACCAUGACAAUGGCACAGGCAUUUGUUGUAUCUGAAGGGAAGCGGAAGGGAGCUGCUCUUCAUAAUGUGCGGUCAGGCUAUAUGGAAUGCUUGGACACCAUGUGCUCAAUAGAACAUCAAAUUGAAGAGAUGAUGGGCAGCUUCUUGUUUCAGAUCAAAGGCAUCCAGGGCUUUGCUCGUCUAUGUUCAGGAGAUGUGUUUGAGGUCCAGGUGAGGCAUGGAAACCAAAAGUGGAAAGCCCGAGGAAGGAUUGGGAGGGAUGGCAGCCAAAGUUGGGAUAGACCAAAGGCUUGCUUCCAUGGAUGUCUUGCAGACAAUCUUAUAAUUGCUGCCAAGGAAGUGCGACGCUUGGGGAAACAGGUUCUUCUUGGGAGCCAGAAGUGUGACAUCCUCUCCCUCUUUUCCCCUGGUCCACUUGCACUUUCUGUGAAUCUUAAUACAAGUGGUUCGCUCAAGCUUAGUCUCUUGGUGCUAUGGAGGCCUCUUGACAAUGUGGGAGAAGAUCUCUUGGCUUCACGGUCCACAGUCUUUGCCUCUUCACCUGCCUUCCCUACCACCUCUUUGGGGAGAAUCAUAGACUCUAGUCAACCUCCUGAUCACACCCCAUCAUCUCCUCGCAAUACUAUAUCUUCAUCCAUGGGUGACAGUCGCCUCACACUGGACCGGAGCAGUCAGGGUUCUUCAAGUGCUGCUUCAAACCGCAGUUCUUUGAUUGGGUGUGAUAGCCCAGUCCCAAGUGAUGGCGGGAAUGAGGCAUAUCUUCACAGUCAUCGCACGAGCUGUACCAGUCCCACCCUCAGUGACAUUGCUGAUGCUGAUAAUUAUGACUCACGUGAAUCUGCUUCUGGGGAUGAGCCCUGCAGUGUGCAAUCUCAGACCAGCAGUGCUGAAGAAGAGUGUGUGUUGGACUAUCGAGACAACUUCUACUUGGCCAAGAAGCCAGAACUGAGCUAUGAAGAGGAGAAAUCUCUCCUGGCAAAGGGUCGAGAUGCCAGGCAAACAAGUGAAUGUGAUCAUGAGAAACCGCACUUGGCCACGAUGGUUGAGUCUGAGUUUCGUUAUCUUGGCCUGCCUAUGGAUCAUUCUCUGAGCUCAACAUCUAAUGGCACAAGCAUCCGGAAUGGUAGAGUAUCUGAUUUAGUGAAACGUGUCAGCAGCAUCUUGGAGGAUGUCCAAGGUCAAUAUCCUGAACUAGGUCAUCUGGAGCAGCAAAUUGUUGAGCUGGAAGAAAUGAUCAAGAGUGUAUGUGGGAGUUCAACAAUGGAAGGAGAAGAGAAUGGGAGCAUUUCCAUUGAAAGUGCCCUAGAAUGCUUUGACUUCCUUGAUGCUGAAUGUGAUACUGAAUCUGAAGAUGAGGAAUCUCGGCAGGAAGGAGAUGUUCACCUGACAUCCAAAACAAAUGAUUCAGGGAUUGCUUCUCUGACUCGGCAACUAAGCAUGGAGCAGAAUCUUGAUGAGUGCUCUGGGGAUGUGAGCUGUGCCAAGCCUUCAGACACCUUCACGGGUUCUUUCUCUCUUGACCGCGUACUCUCCAUUCAUCUCCAAAAUUGCAUUUCACAUUUCCAGUGCUUGGGAUCAUUUGGACCCCUGAAGACCAAAGAGCGUGUUGCAUUGAACCGACUUACAAGAGAAGGAAGAAUCCUGGCUCGGAUUGUCCAGCAUAUUAAGAAUAAGAGUGCUCCUAAUGCGACUGGAUUUGGAGAACUUCAGUCAUUUCCAGAUCUUCAAGCUUUGUGGGAUCAAGUGAGUGAGAAAGGACAGGCUCUCCUUAUCACCUCACAGCAGUUGGUAGAUGGAUUAAGGGCAACUGCAUCAGUUGCACUUGCUGAGAGGGACCCUGAACUUCGAACUCGAGCUCUGGAGCUAUUUUCGGAACACAUAUUGGAGACAGAGGGAUAUGAUGCUGAGGCACCCAUCACAGUGUACCAAUUCCGAAACCACUUGAGGGCUCAGGAGCAGCCUUUCCCCCGGCUUCUGCAGGAUCUGUCAGAAGAAGCGCAUCUUCUGCAAUGCCUUCGAAGUGGAUCAUUGGAAGCCUUGGAAAAGAGCCUUAGUGCUAUGGCCAAAAUGGUUCCACCAGGCAAAGUCUUGGCUGCUCUCACUCAUCUCCUCACUCAGCCUAAGCCUUCUUUAGCACACACUGCUAAGUCCUAUUUCCACCACCUUCUGCCCUCCCCCUCCAUGAAGAAACAGGUGAUAUCCCAGUUGGUGAGAAACUUGGAAAGUCCAGAUGAGAGGGACCGCCAGGGUGCUUGUGUCGCACUGUCAUACCUGCGGGGGAAGGAGGCCAUCCAACCUCUUUCAUAUCUGGCCCAUUCUGAUCCUUCCCCAUCUGUCAGGCAUGCAUCCAAGGAAGCAUUGAUGGCAUUGGGUGAGGAAGGCAGGAAUUUGUAUUUCCAGGCCCAGCUCUCCUCACAUGGGUUUCAGGGCCUUGCCCUACCUUGAUGUAGUAGUUUAUAUGAUGUUCAAAGGUGCUGCUGUAUUCAUCCUGCCUUUCCCAGUUCCUUCUGUUUUUUUAAGAAAGUGAAACAAAUUUUAUCCUAGUCCUGCAAUGGUCUCUCUUUCCUAUUCUCAUUACAGCUUGGAGCAAAUUCAUGUUCUUUUUCAAUGAGAAGUAUCAUGGCAAACUCUUGGCAUUUAAUGGAUCAUAUCCACUCUUACAUUAAGCAUGAUUUGAUGAAGAUUGCCUCUACUAUGAAAGGGUUAAUUUGUAGUGUGUUCAAUGUUCUUGAGAAUGCUCCAAUAUCAUAUAUGUUGAUGGAGUCAACAUAAAAUGGGACUAACCUUUUAUGCUCUAAUAUAAGAAAACUUCUUCAGGAAAUGAAUUCACACUUUAAGAAAACUUUAGACACCCCAGUGAGAACAUUACUGUUUUGUUUUCCAUCUUGAGAAUCUAUGCAGUUUAUUUCCCUUUUCAUGACCAUAGAGCUUGGCAUUUUUUGGGGCCCUUUAGACCCAAGUGUAAUGACUUUUUUUGUUGUAAUUGCCUGCUUGAGAUGUGAAAACUUUCACUCAAUACUUGGUUUCUGUUUGUGAUGCUUAGGCCUCAAGAGACUUCUUUGUUGCCGAUAUGAGUGCAUUUUUUAACCUGAACUGAUGCUGGCAUUCUGCAUUCUUAGCAAUUGCAAUAGAAAGAUAUCAGUACUGCCUUUUUCAUUUACUACCCCUUCCUUGAUUUCUUUAUGUGCUCCAACUUUUAAAAAAUAUUUAAGAUCUUGUUUUCAUUACCAUAUUAUGUUCUCUCUCAGGUUGGCUCUGAUGGAAGCAAAGACCUACUGUUGUUUUCAGUAUACCUUACUUAAAUGGAUACUUAGCCUUCAUGAUGCUCUGUUUGCCUACUUUCAUGCCAUCAAUGACUGUGGUGUCGGUUGCAAGACAAGAUAUUCUGUAAAGCUAUUGAGAUAUAGAUACUAAUGAUAAGCUUCAUUUCUUUGUUACUCUAGGGUUUUGGAUUCUGAAUACCUCAGUACAACAUGCCAAGUGCAAUCAUUUGAAAACUGUGCAUGAAUUUCUUAAAUUAUCCUUUAUACAGAGGUAGUGAAGGUAUGUUACAUCAUCCAAAGAGUUUGAAUGUCUUGGGCUAUAAGAAUGAGGAUUUGGUGCCAAAGAAUGGAUUUUUGAAGUUAUGGCUGGAGAGAUAUUGUGGUCUGGAAUGCCCAAGAGGUGCAAAGUGAUGCAGGGUUAGCUGUAUUUAUUUAUUGAUCUGUUCCUUUAUGUUCAAAAUGACCUUGAAUGUAUGAUGAAUUGGUCCUGCUGCAAUUAUUGUUGGAAAAGUUGAGAGAGAUAGGACCAUUGAUAGCUCCAAACUUGGAGACAAGCCCAUGUUGAAGCCAUGCUUUGAAACUGAAAUGAAUGGAGUUUUUUUUGCCAAUA